AUGAGCGCGCCGCCGCUAUGCUUGUCCAGAAAGCCGUCAGUUGCUGCGCGUGCUGUGCACGGGAAGCGGCUGGGACAUUCUCUCGGUUCAGAAGUGCAAAGUGCUUGUCCAGUGGGAGUAGCAGGCGAACUCAGCGCAGUGAAGGGGACCGGGUACGGUAUACGCGAGGUGCAAACGAGCCUGACUCGUCUACUCGACUUCUACAUGAGGCACCGCCAUGAGCUCUAUCAGUUAAAAGACUCAUGCGGCAAUCUCUGGCACCGACAAGUCCAGUCAUGGCGGUACCGCCUGGAUACAUGCACCUUAUAUAUCCGCCUUUUGACAUCGUCUUCAAUCGUCGUUUCAAGCCAUCACCGUCAUCUACCCCGCCUCAAGACUGUACCAACAUCGUACGCUCGCAGAGCGCAGACCAUGACGACAGCGUCGACGGGUGGAUCAAUAGCGCUAGAAAGGGCGAUGACUGCGAAUGCCCGCUGGGACCCAGCUACACCCCUGCUCCUUCCCAUCCUCACAUCCUGCGCCUCAACAGCGACACGCUCCGCCUCAUCUCCGAGCACGUCGCGGACAUCGCCCGUCCCGAUCCUCGCAACGGGACGCGGGCAUCAGACUGCUGGAUCAAACUCGGCCAUGUAUGCCGCCUCUGGCGCUCUCUCCUGCUGGACAUGCCGUGCUUAUGGGCGCGCGACCUCUGUGCAUUUGGGUCGAGCGGAAGCGCGUUCGAGUGUGUUUUGUGCCGCGCGCGGGAUGCACCCCUUCAUCUCGAGCUCGACUCGCCGCGCCAUACGUUGGAGAAUACGCUCGCUCAGGCUCGCUCGCAUGGCCCCGCUCAUCCCACGCGCGCGCGCACUUUGCUGCACGAUCAGAUCGCCCGAAGACUACCGCUCUAUAGCCUCGGUGCUGUCUUCCGACUCUAUUCCGAACCUGCACUCGCUUUCGGUGGAGUUCAACUGUGGGACUAUGGAUCACGACUCUCGCACAGAUAUUGUUCUCGCGAGAGACGCUCAGGUUACGGACGUGAGGAUGAGCAAUGUCAUUAUACGCCUCCCGGAGCAUGGGCGCUUGACGUCGUUGGACAUUUCGCUCACUUGGGCGAAGCCGGAAAGGCUCUUCCGUUGCGACGACGUCCUUGAUAUCCUCUCCCACAAUCCCAGCUUGAAGGCUGUCUCUCUCGCACACGCACUUCGCAAGGGCGAUCCAACAUCGAGAUCCACGCCUAUCGUCAUGCCGGUCCUAUCCAGAAUCAAGAUCGUCCAAACGGACAGUGCUUGCCUUCCAUUCGAUCUACUCAGGCAUCUACGCGCACCACAAGCCGAACGUCUACACGUAUCGGAAUACGUGACCAAGACCAACGCAGUCAACAUCUCCGACGCGAUGGCGUGCACCUUGGCCACUUGUAUCGAAUCACCACUCCUAGCAUCGGAGCGGUUGUUGUGCUCUCUGGCCGUGCACCACGGGCGUAGACUAAUAACAGACGUCAGCUUACAACGCGAAUCUGACGGCAUGUCUACGUCGACCGAUAGAGCUGGUCAUGAUGCGAUCAGAUUCGUCCUCUUUCCAGAGUACGGACACCGACGGAGCUACGCGAACGCCAUGGACCGCAUGUCCGCAGCACUGCAGCCCCUUCGCGAAUCCGGCGUCGCGAGCCGCGUCGUCGAGCUCGAUUGCUUCCCCGGGAAGAGAGUCGCAAGAUCGGAGCCUGCCCAGUUCUGGAGGACGACGCUGAGCGCGUUUCCGUACGUCUCUGCGCUCCGCGUUCAGACCGAGGCUGGAGAUGAGCUCGUGGAUCUCUUCGAUACUUUGUCCGAGCACGAAGAUGGAGAAGGCGUGCUGCCGCGCUUGGAGCGCUUGGUGAUGAAGCCGGGUCCUAUGCCAGGGAGAGUCGUGUGGUUCCCAGGCUUCGAGCGUAUGCUCCGCGAGAGGGUUGGGAUGGGGUCGCCUAUUCGGGAGAUCCGGAUCGAUACCUCAGUCGCAUGUUGA
Peniophora sp. CBMAI 1063 is the source of this 1977-nucleotide messenger RNA. The record is from the annotation of a GenBank genome assembly. Lineage: Eukaryota; Fungi; Basidiomycota; Agaricomycetes; Russulales; Peniophoraceae.